Molecule: messenger RNA, 3858 nt
Organism: Ostrea edulis (European flat oyster)
Lineage: Eukaryota; Metazoa; Mollusca; Bivalvia; Ostreida; Ostreidae
Exons: 2
Coding region: 219-2279 (686 amino acids)
Source: RefSeq, a predicted model, not a curated record
GUUUCAUUUUCAUUUUGUUUGAUGAGCUGCAUACACUUACUGACACUGCAGAUUUUCAGAUUGGCAGGAGCAAAUCCCAGGAUGUUUGUGAAAGUACUAAUUAUGCAUUUGCAGUACCGAUGGCGAAAUUACAGUACAGUAUUUCUUCUCUUUGGAAUAUGAAAUCGUCUUAGGAUUAAUUAAACAGAAAUGUGAUCAAUUUCACAUAUCAUCUAAUUAUGGAGAAAAGAGACAUAGAAGAAAACAGUGAAGAUAUGGUUUAUAUAUUAAGCCUCCUUAAAAAUGUUAAGUCCCCAAAUAGAUUUACUGAUGAAAAACUCAAAGGAGAUACAGAGGGAUGUUUAACUACAAGCUCCAAUACCUCAGCUGGGAUGGAAUUUAAUGAUGAUUCAAAUACAAAUGACAACAAUUCCCAUUCAUCAGGCGGUGACUUUGCUGAAGAGCAAAUGGUGGACAAUUUCAAUAAAGUCAAGACAGGGCACAAGCUAGAUGAUUACAUUCUAAGCAUCCUGAAAAGUGAGAAUUGCAAGAAAAAUUUUUAUUUUGAAAAUGAUACAGAUGUGAAUCCUUCUCUUCAAAGCUCUAAUACCAUAAAAGUGUCAGCUAAUUGUGAAACGGAUACAGAUGUAAGUAAAGGAAACCAGGACUCAUCAGAGGCAUCAGGUAUUCUUUACGAGCAUUGCUUCCCUAGUCAUGAACUGGAUGAGGUAUUGCAGGUUGCACUAAAAAUUGUUAAACCAUCAAAAACACAUACAGCAAAGGUACCAAGUUCUGAAAAGGGAAAGUCAGCAAAGAUAACUGCUAGUGAUAAGCUAAAUAGCAAAUCAGCAUCAAAGUACAUUUGUUCUGUUUGUAAAUUUGCUUUUAAUUCAGAGGAUAACAAAAACAGGCACAUGUCAAAUGAGCAUAUUAAGAGGAUAUCCAAAAGAAAUCCUUGGAAACUGAGAAAGAACACAAGUCAAUCACAUAAGCUUACUGUAGACUGGAAACUGAGAAAGAACACAAAUCAAUCACAUAAGCUUACUGUAGACAUUUGUAAGACAGCUGAUAUACAUGCAUAUUCAAAUGUCAAUAUAGACCACAAGAUGAGAAAAGAAUUGAGGAAAGGUAGCUGGAAAGAUACAUGCACAUCAGUGAAGGUGAAUGGAUUGUCAUUUGAAAAAGACACAGGAUAUUCAGGUCAUACGAGCAGUAUUAGUGACGUAGAAGGCUUGACUGACAGUGAAAGUACAAGUGGAUCAUUUCCUUGCAGAGUUGAAAUAUCAGACAUUAUCAGAAACAGUGAUCUUGGACAGUGCUGCAGGACUAAAACAUUCUCUGAGCACAUGACGUUAUUAAAUAAGAACUGGAAGAAAGGUGAGGAAAACUAUCAGUGCGAAGAAAUUGUAAAUCAAUCCAACACGAACAAUUUGGUAUGUCAUGAAUCAGAUGGCAAUACCAACAACAAAAGUGGAUUUUCACAUAAUAAUUUGAAUUCCUUUUCAUCUGAAGACUCCUGUCCUCAUUCUGGAAAUAGCAAUAUAUCAUUGUCUUCUUCCUCAGCUUCAUUAUCAGCAGCAGCAGGAAAAAUAACUCUUCAACCAACUCUGUCACCAUGUAAUGCCCACUUAUCAUCAUUUGAACCAGCAUUACCUCCACAACUGCCAGCCUCCUCAGUACAUGUACCAAGUUCUUUUUUGAGGGAGAAACACUGGAUAAUUAAUGAUACAUCAAACAAAUUUGAAGGACCCCAUUCCAUUGAUGAAAAGAAGCAACAAGGCAUUUUGAUAAAGAGCGAGGAUUUAGUUGGAAUUAGAUCCAUAGACAAAUCCCACAAAACUUCAUCAUUAACUCAGUUUUGGGUGACAUUUUCAGAUGGUUCAAAUAGUUCACUUGAAAAUGUUUCAAGUCUGAACAGAAAAUGUUCAAUGGGUAGCAGUAAUAUCUAUGUAAAAAAUUGUCAGGUUUCAAUACAUAGUAGUGCCUCUAAGGAGUCCGAGUGGUUUCCUAAUAAUGCAACUACCACAAAAGGACAAGGAUCUGAGAACGUUGGACAAGAAUGGAAAUCUACCUGUGCCAGACAUAUGACUAUUUUGGAUUAUCUUUCCAACUAUGAUUCAUUUAAAUUGUUGACUUUCAAGAAUAAGAGUUCAUUACCCAUGGAACCAAGUGAGUCUGAAAUGUACUCACAAAACCUGAAUUCCACUAAGGAAAAGAAAGAUAUUUCUGAUUCUCAUUUACGAGAUUUAAUUCUGUCACCUCCAAAGAAACGCUGGAAAAGUUAUAUUAGUCAGGAUUAAGAUGCUGUUUUUAACUUUGCAUUUUUAUGUGCGUAUAAGACAGCAGAAUUGUUUUAUUGAACAUGCUGAUACCAACUGAUUAUUUAAAAAUUUGUCACCUGUGGAGCAAUGCAGCACAUAGGGGUCACCAGUACUUUAACCAUCAUCUCUGUCUGUCAAUCUCCAUUCUGUCACAACAUAGAACUUUGUUAAUUUAUGUGUAUUUCUUACUAGAAUAAAAAUCACAAGUCCAAUACCAUUGGAAUUCUCCUUCAUCACCAAGUCACGUGGGUAUCAUGUGGGAUAUGCAAGCACACUCUCAGUUCAAUUGCAUGUUUAUUCCCAGAUUGAGUAUAUGUGAAUUUAAUUGAGAGUGAUUAUUAUUGUUUCUUUUUCUUUCAUGAUUUGAGAUAUAUUUUAACUGUCAGUGUUACAAAAUCUUUCUGAUGAGUGUGGACUUACUGAUUUUGACAAAUCCAAUGUUGUUUCAAAUAAUGAAGAUGCACAUGUACAUGCAUCUUCGCUAGCCAAGGGUGACGAUCCACAGUGUUUCUCUAUUCACAGAAAAACACAGUGGAUCGUCACCCUUGGCUAACGAAGAUGAUGUACAUGAAUCUAACAACUUUGAAAGUUCUCCCACUAAUAAAAAGCCAAGUCAUUUAGAAUUGCUUUGCAUUUUACUAUAGAUAUUCCCAUAUUGAGUUGAAUACUGAUCUAGGAGUGGGCUUAUAGUUGCAUACCUUGCAUAAUACCCAACAUUCUUUGGUGCUUAGGAGAAUUACAAUUAUUAAAACACUCCUUUAUUUUCCUUAUACAUGGAACAGUUAAACAGAAAUCAAUCAAACACCAGAGCAUUUCUGGUGGCGUUGGAUUUCUGAUUUUUAUUGGAGAUUUUGGGGCAUAUGUAGUUUUUGGUCUGUCUGUCUGCAAAAACAUUAAACUUUGUCAAAACUAUUGAAUGCUUAGUGCUAGGGCUUUCAUAAGAGCUUUUGGUACUGACAUUUUUUACCUAGCUCAUGACCUUCACCUUGGAGUUUGACCUUCUUUUGAUAAACGUUAAACUGUCUUGGCCAUAACUUUUGAAUGCUUAGUGCUAGGGCUUUCAUAUACCUUUCUUUUGGUACCAGAAUUACUUUGCUGCCAUACGUGAGCAUUAGUGUUUCACAAACAUAUCUUGUUUUUACACAGCUCAUACGGUAUGUACGAAGUCUGUCGACAUCACUAGAAAUGCAUCUUAAUUCAUACUGCACUACAUUGGAUCCAAUCUAUUUAUUUAUCCAUUAAUUUGAUAUGUACCAUGAUUAAUCUUGUCAGAUGAUGCAUUUAUUAAACAUCCUAAAGUGAUAUUUUAACACUUUGUUCUAUAGGGAACAUUAAUAUCUUGAGUAAAUAAAUUUAGUCCAUGUGAAAUCGUCUGAGUCUGAACUAUGGGUGAAAGAGGAGAAUCAUAUAUUUUGUACGAUUGCAUUCUUUUUAUAUGCCUAUCUUUAGACAGGGCGUUUUAUGGUACAGAGAUGUCUGUACGUCCGUCCGUCUGGGGUUUUCUGUUUCUAACUUCAUUUCUCUGUCAUUAGCUAAAUCAAUAAAAUCAUGCUAUGUA